AUGACACCAACAAUCUACCUCGUAUCACUCAUUCUCCCCUUUAUCCUCCUCUAUCAAUACAUCCUCCUUCCCCUUUUCCUCUCCCCCCUCUCAAAAAUCCCCGCUGCAAACCCUCUAAGCCCGAUCACCAACCUCUGGAUCCUCUACAUCCGCUGGCGAAACAUCGAGAACCAAACACUCCUCAGGCUGCAUCAGAAACUCGGGCCAAUUGUAAGGUUGGCACCGAACGAGUUGAGCGUGAAUUGUUAUGAGGGAGGUUUGAAGACGAUAUAUGGGGGUGGUUUCGCGAAGGAUGAGUUUUAUGUUAGGAGGUUUGUGAAUUAUGGCAAGGUCAAUAUGCUUUGCAUGACGGAUAACAAGGCGCAUGGUCUCCGGCGGCGGAUGCUCUCGUCGGUAUACUCCAAGUCGAGUAUCAUGAGCUCGGCCAGUCUUCGUGUGACUUCCCGGAACAUGCUCUUCGAUCGCUUGCUCCCGCAACUGGUCAAGAGCGCAGAGGCUGGCAAGCCGGUGGACGUGUUCAAGCUCAGCUACGCAUAUUCGAUGGACUCAUUCAUGGCUUUCCAAUUCGGCCUGAAGCUGGGAAGUAAUUUCCUUCUCGACACCAAAGAACGAGACUGGUACAUGGACGCCUUCUUCGGUCGCAGGCAGUGGUACUUCUGGUCUGACAACUUCUCUGGUCUUGUUGGAGGCUUGCUUCGGGUCGGGAUUCAUCUCGUGCCGAAGUGGAUCACUAUCGCAAACCAUGAGGCUGCAGAUUGGAUCCUGAAGAAAUGCGAUCUGGCUGAAGAGAUGGUUUCGUCGGGAGAGGAACUGCCGGUGGGAGAUGUGCCAACGCCAUAUGUACAAGAGCGCGCUGCUUUCCGCAAGGCGAGUGGAGAUGGCGGCGACGGAGCUCCCGAAGACUAUCCAUAUCGUUGGGAGCUCGCGAGUGAAAUGUACGACCACAAAGCUGCGGCCAUGGAGACUAGUGGUGAUACCCUGACGUAUAUCUUCUACGAGAUGUCGCGCCAUCCUGAGUUGCAGAAGAAACUCAGGGAUGAGCUCUUGAAGCUUGAUCCGCCUUUAAAGUGCUCUCUCGAAGGGGACGCCGAGCUGCCUGAAUUCAAAGCAGUGGAUGACAUCCCGCUCCUGGGCGCCAUUCUGCAGGAGACCCUUCGACGCUGGGCCCCGGUCCCCGGCGGGCAGCCUCGAGUGACACCGCCGCCUGUGUGUAGCCUGGCGGGCUAUGACAACAUACCGCCAGGCGUCAAAGUGCAUUCCUCUGCGGGUGUACUCCAUCGAAACCCUGAAGUGUUCCCAAAUCCAGAGGAGUGGACUCCCGAUCGAUGGCUGGACUCCUCUGACAAGCAAACCAGUGAGAUGAAUCGAUGGUUUUGGGCCUGGAGCAGUGGAGGAACGACGUGCCUGGGCAAUAACUUUGCGACCAACUCAAUGAAGCUCGUGAUCGCUACGGUCUACAGCAACUUCACCACCAAAAUCGUUGACGCGAAAGGUAUUGAACAGGAUGAAGGCUACACCGCUGGUCCGAGGGGAAGCAAGCUGAUGUUACAAUUCGAUCGAGUCAAAUAG
This is a messenger RNA of Zasmidium cellare ATCC 36951, 1569 nucleotides long. RefSeq lists its product as uncharacterized. The coding region runs from base 1 to 1569 and encodes 522 amino acids. Gene Ontology annotation, molecular function: heme binding; oxidoreductase activity, acting on paired donors, with incorporation or reduction of molecular oxygen; iron ion binding. Lineage: Eukaryota; Fungi; Ascomycota; Dothideomycetes; Mycosphaerellales; Mycosphaerellaceae. The transcript has 4 exons. The record is from RefSeq and is a predicted model, not a curated record.